Pyrenophora tritici-repentis Pt-1C-BFP is the source of this 2626-nucleotide messenger RNA. RefSeq lists its product as uncharacterized. NCBI's taxonomy places the organism in Eukaryota, Fungi, Ascomycota, Dothideomycetes, Pleosporales, Pleosporaceae. The record is from RefSeq and is a predicted model, not a curated record.
AGAGUAAGAGAAAGUUGCUUGCGCCAAUGGACUGAUAUCACCCUCUCUUCCUGUCUCGUUCAUGACACUGGCCGUUGACAGGCUCCUCGCCAGUCCGGCUGCCUUGCGACUCCUGCGCUCCCUUGUCAAUGGCUCAGAACUCCCCGCCGCAUGUUCUGCAGCAACGAUUUGCUGCCAUUCGUAUACAGCCCGCCGCAAUUAUUCAAACAAUCCGACAGAUCGGUCCAAAUCCACGUCAAAGCCACAAUGGAAGCGCUUGAAAGAUGCAGCCAAAGAAAUCGCGAUCCGAAACCGAGUGCGCGAGGCACUGCUCAAUGACGAUGCGAACGAUACCGCCAAGCCGACGGUUGACAUUUUCCAAAAUGAUGUUAUACGUGUAGCAAAACGAGAAGACGACCCUGCACAACUCGCCGCUACUUUGGCAUACGAGGAGAGACUCUAUAAGGGCCAGGGUGUGCGCAAUGUCUGGCGAACCAUCCGUCAUCGAGGAUACCAUCUGCCCACUGAAGAGACGGCCGACGCCGAGGUACUAUGGGGAACAUUUGCCAAGUAUCAUCUGAUUGUACCUAAAUUGAUAGAAUAUGCAGAAGAGUUGUUUCGAGAGACAGGCAAAAUCUAUCCUCGCCUGUAUGAAUUGGUCAUGGCCUACUGGCUGCCACAGAGACCCAGGCAGGCGUUGAAACAUCAUUAUGCACUGGUCAGAAACCUUAAACUCCAGAAAUUACCAUUGCGAAGUUUGGCCCGUUUAGGGCGGUCGACAUGGAAGCCUGCCACGUACGAAGUGUUCCUCGAGAUAUACGGACAGAGCGACGAGAGGGACGUCUAUGACGAGGUGGUGCCAGCGCUGAUUGAGAAAGGAGGUAUCAAUGUGGCACGGCAAUGGCAUACAAUAUGUAUUCUGCUUAGUGACAAACCAUCAGAGUCCGUUGCGUCACACCCAGUCAUUCGGCUGUUUGCAGAUGUCAAGAUAGCUCCACAUGAAGUACGCUCCGAGGAGAAGAUGACCAAGAUGCACAAGCGCGAAACAAUCAGAUAUAAUCAAGACCUGUUACGACGCUUGGCAGGCCCCGAUACAGCCCCGAUUCGAUUCGAAGACUCGUUCGUCGCCCGCAUGUUCGCAACGAGGACCUUUACACCCGCUUCCGUUAUACAAGGGCUGAUCAUGGUUGGCGUGAAUGAGAUUGGACCACAAGCUGUGCUUACCAUGGCGGCGCAAACACAACCAAUAGAGGAGCUUCCAAGGAGGUUCGAGGAAUUACGGGCAGCGGGCAUCGCCCUGCAAGGCUGCGUCUUCUCCUUGGCUUUAGAGAAGUUUGCAAUGGAGCAGAAAUGGCACCUGGCGCGCAGUAUGAUAGAGAGCGAUCAGCAUCCAGAUGUUUUUGGCGAUACGGGCAUACAGCGAAAGCUGCUUGAAUACUACCUCGAGCAAGGCGAUCAGUUGCAAGCCCAACGUACCCUUGCCAUUCUGACUCUCUUCCACAACGACUCUAGCCAAGAAUCCUGGAAUCUUCUCCUACAAGUCAACAUCGAACGCACCGGACCGCACCACGUCAUGGAAGUGAUCGAUGGCAUGCGUAUCCGGGGCGUCAUGUUACUACCGGAGUCACUCAAGGCAAUAAAAGGCUUGCUAGCCCAGCGACAGAGAGGAAACAGACCCGUCAUGCGCAAAUUUGACGAUUUACGGUUUGUUGCACGUGUCUUUAUGACGAUACUAGAGAGUGGUAUAGCUCCUAUUGGUCCACCCCAAUGGCGCGAGAUCAUACGCCGAUUUGGCAUGCUUGGGAGGUUUAGAGAGCUCCGCAGGCUCUUGCUUUGGCUUCUUUGCUGGUACGCACCGAGAGGAACACUCCAAUUCACAGCGUUGCCACGGUCACCAUUUUUGGAGCCGGCGACAGCGAAGCUACGUACUGCGUAUCCCGAACGUUACCAUUACUUCCACUUCCCAGCCAUGGUUAACCAACGCGAGAACAAACGUCAUCCCAUUCGUCAAUUAUGUCCACCUCCUCUUAUACAAGCACUCAUUGUUUGGGGCUUCCGAAUGGGGAUGCUCCCUAAUGCUCAGUUGGAACAACACAUGCUUGGCUCCCCAUUAGCGAAGAAACACUACCGACGCCGCCUGCUCCAACGUGGUAUUCUUAACCGUCUCGAAUGGACCAUCGGCCUGCGUACAGUAGUUCAGCUACGUGAUCUUGGUGUCUUUGUACAUCACCACACUGUGCUCAAAGCCUUGCAGGCCCAGAUGAUAAUUUUGUUUGGUCACGGUCGAUCACUCAAAAAAGAAAACAGGAUCAUGGAACAGGUCAACACUCUGUCGUACGCCCGCUAUGUCCGCGAGAUCAACAGGAUAUGGGGUAAGCCACUCUUGAGGGAGCCUCAAAUCUUUCGUACGCACAUGGCAUAUGGCCAGACGUGGCAUCCACGCUUGCGCCGGAAGACUAAUCGCAAUCAAUGGAUCAGCCUCGGUGAGAUGCUGGGUCCGGAAUGGCAGGCUCGAGAUGACGGAGGGGAUGCGUCCGCUUGGUCUCGUACUGCUAGCGAGCAAGACGCCAGGGUUUUUGGUGAACUCCAAAAGCGGUUUGAAAUGGAGGCUGAAGCCAUCAAGUCUAACGGAGACCCCAAGGCAUAG